AAGGGUAGAUAAAGUUUAUUUUACAUAUUUUCAUGUACAAGUCAACGAACAUUAUGUCACGGCAUUGGUGACUGACAACGCCCCUCUCCUCAUGGGAGAUGUGAUUUAAGAAGGUUUGUAACAGCUGCAAUACAUCAAUCAUCAAUGUAGGUGGGUAUGUAGUAUGUCACUAGUUUGACUGUGAUGAAUGAGACUCUUUUGUUUGUUUCAAUUGGGCGGGGCGUUAACAAAGUCCAGGGAGGAGCAAUUAUUAGUAGUUUGAGAGGCACAGGGUUCGGCGAAGGGAAAGUCGUUGCACUUCUGAAGAAUCUUGCCAUCGGACAUCAUGAGCUCUGGGACAACUGAGCAAAAUGAGGUAAAGGAGGAAGCAGCUGCAGCUGCUGCAGCAGGAAAGAAAAGAGAGUGGAAGUGUCCUCUGAGUGAUCGUCACAUCCACCGGGACGAAAUGAGAAAGGUUUGGAAAGAGUGUCAAGAGGAAAGUUUCUGGUAUCGAGCUCUUCCGCUGUCCUUGGGUAGCAUGGCCAUUACAGGACUUCUCAUCAACCAGGGUACUCUGACAUCAUCAAAGCGUUUUGGCCCUUUUCCAAAGCUUGCAGUUGCUGGUGUUGUUGGUUACUUGGUGGGGAAGGCGUCUUACAUGAGAACAUGCCGUAGCAAGUUUGAGACACUUGGUUUUGAAGGUCGACCGCCUGUGGGACCCUGGUCUGAAGGGGGUCCUUUUAAUUGGAAAGGCUCUGGUCCUUAUGGUCCUGGACACAGACGCUGUCACCACGUGUGUGAAGAAUGCAAAAAAGCACCAGCAACACCUGCAGAAGAUGUUAAAAGCUAGAGGUGAAUGAAUGGUUUCUAAACAUUGGAUUAAAGAAAUUUGAAAAUGAUGCGAAUUCUCCCUUAACAAGCUGAGAAUGUUGCAUGUCUUUUUUUUUUUUUUAACAAUCAACCAUUUGUUUUCCUUGUCAUUGCCUGAAACUAAUUAUCAUGAGCAAGUUUUUUU
Molecule: messenger RNA, 994 nt
Organism: Synchiropus splendidus (mandarinfish)
Lineage: Eukaryota; Metazoa; Chordata; Actinopteri; Syngnathiformes; Callionymidae
Gene: ociad2
Product: OCIA domain containing 2
Exons: 7
Coding region: 326-829 (167 amino acids)
Cellular component (GO): mitochondrial inner membrane
Source: RefSeq, a predicted model, not a curated record